AUGAAAGAUUCAUCCUUUACCGUGACAUUACCAUGCCUUCAACUAGCUGAUCGCUUGGUCUACUUACCUGGGGUUACCUACCGUACAGUGCUUACCAAGGCGGAUGGAGCCCGAAUCCUUUCUAAGUUCACCGAGGUGACCAGUAUGCUGAAUGAUACGCUCCGUCAGGCCAUCAGAGACUACUAUAUUGAACACAAAUCAGAAAAACCGGCAGAAUUAUCACACGACGGUUUGCAGGGUAUCGAGCUGCUAGGGAAGUUUAACAGAUCCAUCUCUGGAGCUCCAUUAAUGGCAUGUCUUCCCGGGGUGGAAGGAGUCAAAACGAAGGGUUGUGCGAUCUGCCAAAUUACGGAAGUACAAGAGUUGCAGUAUAAAACUGUGUUGUGGAUCAAAGCCCAUUAUAGAGGCAGAUCAGUGACUUCUACAGUCAACGACCACGAUGAAGCAGUGUUCACCGUCGACACAAGUGAUUCCCAUGCGAGUGAAUUUGACGAUAAGACUACAAGAUCAUUAGCUUUUGAAGUUAUACUUCCGAAAACUUUACAGCUAUUUGUCAAUAUCGAUAAAUUUGUUGAUGAUUAUCGGGCCGGCGAAAGGAGGAAUACUGACGAUGAUCUACUCAAGCAUCUAUUGCUACGUCUAUCACCGUUGGCUUCACUUAUGUACAGCGAACUUUCUGGAGCCGAGACAUCUGCUGCAUUGCAUAAGUUGCAAAUGCUUUAUUUGUCUGUUAAAACGGGAAAUCAUACUUUGACAGAAUAUCGACAUUUGUUUCAGCUUAAUGACAUAUUGGUGGCUGUAUUUGGCUUCUCUUGUAAGCAAAAAGUGGAGAUUUUAGGUAUGUUCGACGGCAAAGAGAGAUUACAUUACUUCCACAAGUUAAUUGACUUUGCGAACAACUUGUUUGAAAAGUAUCUUGAUAUCGAAUUUGUUUUGGAACAGUGGAAACGCAUGGACGAGAAGAUGGGCCCGGAAGGAGGAAGGAUUCUUAAGACACAGUUUAUCCGCAACUAUUUACGAAACUUGAGACGGAUCAUUGAAGAGGUAGGCACUGCAUCUUCUCAUGGCAAGGCUGAGGACAGAAAGGCAGAAUCUCAAGGUGCUGUUGCCGCUGGUGGAGACAAUGAUGAUACAGAUAUUGCGAAAGUUCAGAAAUUUAUUCAAGGGCUUGAAGACUAUUGCAUCAGUGAGGAUGGUAAGCGGCUUAUUUAUGGAGACUUUAGAAGAAUGAUGAGAAUGGCCCCAAGUUCAUCUGAUUUUCAGGUACUCAGAACAUAUAUGGAUGUAAUUAUGGACAUCCCAUGGCUUCUAAAAACGGAUAACACCGAUCUGUUGUCUUCGCGGAUAGACUUGGAAACUGCUCGUGAUCAGUUAAAUGCAGAUCAUUAUGGAAUGCAGAGUGUGAAAGAGAGGAUAUUGGAAUACUUGGCGGUAUUGAAACUUCAGUCUAGGAUCAGGAUACGGAGGAACUCCUUCAAGCAAAAAGAGAAGGUCAUGAAAGCCAGAAUACCAAUGAGGGAUUCUAGUAAUGCUACCAAAUUUGUUGCCAAGUGGAAACCUUCAAAGCCAACGCAGUCUGCAGAUGGCAGCCCUAAUACAAUGAGAGCUCCUAUUCUUCUUCUUACAGGACCACCCGGAGUUGGAAAAACCUCUUUAGCUCAAUCAGUUGCAUCUACACUUGGGAGAAAAUUUCAACGAGUUUCUCUUGGUGGUCUGAAUGACUUUGCCGAUCUCAAGGGACAUAGAAGAACCUAUGUGGGAGCGAUUCCAGGCCUCAUAGUACAGGCAUUGCGUAGAGCACAGAGUUCAAAUCCUGUGAUUCUAUUGGAUGAGGUGGACAAAAUAGGUGGGGCUUCUCGCAACGGUAAUCCGGAGGCUGCUUUACUUGAAAUUUUGGAUCCUGAACAGAAUUCCAAUUUCCAGGAUCACUACAUCGGAUUCCCAAUUGAUUUGUCCCAAAUCCUAUUCAUUUGCACCGCCAACAAUCAAUGGGAAAUCUGUCCACCCCUUCGUGAUAGAAUGGAGAUAAUUCCUUUGGCAGGUUAUAGCUAUUAUGAGAAGCUAGAGAUCUGCAAGAAAUUUAUAAUUCCCAGGCAGGUGAAGCAAAAUGCUCUGCAGGAAGGAUUGGUUCAGCUUGACGAUCCAACUAUUCUUAAACUUGCCACAGAGUACACCAAUGAAUCUGGUAUUCGAUCACUAGAGCGUUUAGUAUCAUCCAUAUGUCGUAGUAAGGCCAUCGAAUACUCAAACUUGAUGGAUACAUGCAACGAUGAUACGUCUAUACCUUCAGGCUAUACCAGCUAUGUCACCAUCGAAGAUCUCCCAAGGUAUAUUGGGUAUGCAGGACACGUUUCUGACUCCUAUUCGUUUGGUAAACGGGUAACGGCUGUGCAGGAACUUUACGGUAUUGCCAACGGCUUGUCGUACAAUAGUGACGGUUCAGGAUCAUUACUCAACUUUGAGAUGGUAGGACUACCAGGUGAUAAAUCACUAUCCUGUACCGGCAAUUUAGGUGAUGUGUUACUUGAAAGUGCUGAGAUUGCAGAUACUUUGGUUGGAUUUCUCUUGAACAAGCGAAUGCUUACGUCUGCAGAAGGAGAUUUUGACGAUGAGGCGGUAUUAAGAAGGUUUAACAAGACAGAAGUUCAUUUGCACGUCCCGGAGGGUGCAAUAUCCAAGGACGGACCUUCUGCGGGAAUUACAAUGACGAUCUGCUUGUUAUCACUUAUACUUCAAAAGGCAAUUCCGAGUAGUAUAGCUAUGACAGGUGAAAUAACACUCACCGGUAAAAUAUUACCCAUCGGAGGACUUAAGGAGAAGCUAUUAGCAGCCCAUUUAACGGGGAAAAUAAACAAAGUGCUCAUUCCAAGAGCUAAUAGGAAAGAUAUAAUCGAAGAUUACACAUCGAGCAUGAGUGACAGAACCCAAGCACGCGAUUUACUGAGCACUUUGAUGGCUGAGCAAGAUAGAUUACUGAAAACAGACUCCAACAAAGAAUCAUGGUUCAGACAACCAGAGCAAUGGGUGAAAAGAAAAUUGGGAAUUACGCUAAUUUAUGUGGAAGACCUAGCGGACGUAAUCACGGCUGUAUGGAACGGAGAUAUUGUGAUUAGAAAGCUUGAGCACAAUUAUCACAGCAGCAAGGUCAGAAGCCAUAUAUAG
Molecule: messenger RNA, 3162 nt
Organism: Brettanomyces nanus
Lineage: Eukaryota; Fungi; Ascomycota; Pichiomycetes; Pichiales; Pichiaceae
Exons: 1
Coding region: 1-3162 (1053 amino acids)
Biological process (GO): protein processing; protein targeting to peroxisome; protein quality control for misfolded or incompletely synthesized proteins
Cellular component (GO): peroxisomal matrix
Molecular function (GO): ATP hydrolysis activity; ATP-dependent peptidase activity; serine-type endopeptidase activity
Source: RefSeq, a predicted model, not a curated record